This is a messenger RNA of Mercurialis annua (annual mercury), 1102 nucleotides long. RefSeq lists its product as uncharacterized. The coding region runs from base 304 to 987 and encodes 227 amino acids. The record is from RefSeq and is a predicted model, not a curated record. NCBI's taxonomy places the organism in Eukaryota, Viridiplantae, Streptophyta, Magnoliopsida, Malpighiales, Euphorbiaceae. The transcript has a single exon.
AGUUUUCAACAACAAUAGCAUCAUUUUCUAGUGCAUAAGCUAAACUAGAGAAAAAAACAGAGGCUCCUCUGUUUUACUCUGUUUUGCUCUGUUUUUAACCUAUUUCGCCUUUUCUAAUACUUAUAUUUGUUCAUCUGGAGCAAAUUAUUAAUUAUGUUAGUAUCAAAUUUUUCGAAGCUCAGGGAGAUGGCUGCUACUAAUGCUUUUAUUCUUGACGAAUCUUCUUUCGAGUGAGAACCCGAAAUCCUAUACCUUCUUCACCAUCUUUACGAAUUCAUCAAAUCUUCCAUUUCCUUAAAGAAAAUGGAUUCGUUCCAUAUCAGCAACAUCAAACUCGAGAAGGCAAACGCGAUCAAGAAGCAUCGCCAGAUUCAAAAGAUUGCGACCUUUUUCAGGUUCAUUGAAAUAUGCCUUGUUCUUGCUUUGGUUUCUAGGUUUUCUGUUAAACUACCGGUUGCUGUCAAGAACUCGGGCGAAUACUUCAAGGACUUAACGGUUUUUCUCGUAAGCCCUCGCUUUAUUUUCAUCCUCGGAAACGCGAUAGUCGUCAUUCUUUUUGUGAAAUCAGGUCAUUUUUCCGGUCAAGAUUCCAAUGGAGAGAAUUCAAGAACCGAUUUCUACGAAGAAUUUGUUCAGAAUAGCGAAAAGAGUCAGGUGAUGCACCGAUACGAAGAUGAAAACAGAGGAAAAAAACAGAGGACUUAUGUGCAGCAAAUAGUUCCUGAAAAAACUUGCGCAUCUUUGGAAAUCAAGAAUUAUCAAAGAAGUCAAUCCGAAAAACUCGAACAAGCUAGUCGGAACAAAUCAUGCAGAGAAUUGAGGCGCAUAGCGUCGGAGAAUUGCAGGGAAAUUGUUGAUAGUAGUGAAGUAUGGAUGAAAAUUCCGUAUCCCGAAGAUAACAUGAGCAAUGAAGAAUUUCGGAGCGCCGUCGAGGAUUUCAUUGCAAGACAGAAGAGGAUUAGAAGAGAUGAAGAAAAUUCUGUGUAGAUAAAUUCAAUCUCUUGUAUUUUUUUUGUUAAACUCAACUUUUGUAGUAUUGGUGUGUUCUGUACAUUGCCAUAUAGUUAAUGCAAUGUUGUAGAUUAUUCUAUUUUUCUUCUUA